UCACUCAGAGAAGUGGUUCUGCAUUGUGGUAGUAGCAGAGCAAGUUCGCACUCGUCUAGUGAUCACUGAAGAGAGGAAUAGCGAUUGCUAAGAGCAUGGCUGUAGAUCCGAAAACAGCGGAGUCAAUUUACGAAUUCACCGUGACGGAUAUCGAUGGCAAUGAAGUCUGCCUCGAGAAAUACAAAGGGCAGGUUGUUCUGAUUGUCAACGUUGCAUCGAAAUGCGGAUUCACGAAGCAGUACGCCGGACUCGAGGAGCUUUAUCAGAAUUACAAGGAGAAGGGCCUCGCAAUCCUGGGAUUCCCUUGUAACCAAUUUGGAUCUCAAGAACCCGGCUCUGAGGAAGAGAUAAAGGAGUUCUGCUCCCUCAAAUACAACGUGACGUUCGAUUUGUUCAAGAAGAUCGAUGUGAACGGAUCCAACGCUGCUCCACUUUGGGUGUUCCUCAAGAAUCAGCAGCAUGGAUUCUUGCUGGACGCCAUCAAAUGGAACUUCACAAAGUUCCUCAUCAACAGAGAAGGUAAACCCGUGAAACGCUAUGGACCGAAUGAGGAUCCCGCAGGAAUCUCCAAGGAUAUCGAUGGGCUCAUCUGAUUUGAUUUCCCCUUUUGAGGGCGUUCCUGUUUUUAUCAAAUCGGGAAGGCAUUCUGUUCCGUGAAAUCAAAUACGGUACGAAGAAUGCCCGGGCAAACUUUAGGCUUCAAUCGAAGCCAGCGCUAAAACUGAGAAAACUCACUCGUUGCCAUUCGUUUGCACUCAUUGAUCCGAGAUCAGCACUAAUGGCGUCUAUAUCGAUCAUGAGUGAUAAUCUUUAAUAUAUCAGAAUAAACGCAUCUGGCGAUC
Messenger RNA from Galendromus occidentalis (western predatory mite), 842 nucleotides. Its product is annotated as glutathione peroxidase. Gene Ontology annotation, biological process: response to oxidative stress. The record is from RefSeq and is a predicted model, not a curated record. Gene Ontology annotation, molecular function: peroxidase activity. The transcript is spliced from 5 exons. The coding region runs from base 96 to 593 and encodes 165 amino acids. NCBI's taxonomy places the organism in Eukaryota, Metazoa, Arthropoda, Arachnida, Mesostigmata, Phytoseiidae.